This is a messenger RNA of Funneliformis mosseae, 2199 nucleotides long. NCBI's taxonomy places the organism in Eukaryota, Fungi, Glomeromycota, Glomeromycetes, Glomerales, Glomeraceae. The record is from the annotation of a GenBank genome assembly.
AUGGAUAAACGAAAAGGUAAAAAUAGAAUUGACAUAAACUCUAAUAUGAACUCAAAUCAGUCCGAUGAUGAUAAUAGUGACGUAUUCUACGAAGCUGUAACCGAUGUGGAAGUUUCUACGCCACAAAACAAUAACGUAUUCUACGAAGCUGUAACCGAUGUGGAAGUUUCUAAGCCACAAAAUAAUAGAUAUUCCAUUUUUACUUCAUUAUCUUUAUUAUCUAAUUCUUUCUCUAUAUCUGGCGUAACGAAAAAAUGUAAGAUUAUUAUUGGCAAUAAGAUUUCCAAUUUUAUUGCACCUGAAGAUGAUAGCUACACAAAAAUCAUAUUUCAUGUGCAUUUUCCUAAGGUUCAUGUCGGAGAUCCUGUUAUAGUUGGUAAUAUUGAGGAACUUGGUAAUUGGAAUGAACCUAAAGUUAUUCUUAAACAACAUAAUAAGAAACAUACAUCUUAUUGGUAUUCAGAUCCUAUUCAAAUCCCGAACGUGAGAUUUCAAGUUACUGUUAGAUACAAGUAUGCUGUGUAUUCAUACAACAACCUACACUUAGAAUACGAAGGAUCUGGUCCAGAUGAUGAUCGUGAGCUAGAUAUUCAACGUCAACAAUUCGAUAUUUGGAAAAACAAUUCGGCUUAUCGCAUUAAUAAAAUUAAUGAUUAUAUGUUUUUAAAUGUCAUUUAUGGAUCCGAAAACAUUAAGGGGAUGAUUCUAGAUUAUGAUAGAAUCCUUAAACAGCAUCAAGACUUAACUUUAUCCGUAACAAAUCUUCAAUUUAUUAACAAACGUGUAUCGGAUAAAUCUAUCGGUAAACGUCUUUUUUUAUGCUUCCUUUUAGGACAUAUCGCCGCCAAUAAUUCCGAAAGAUUUGAAUUACCAAGAGAAUUUCAAUUUUUUCCCUUGCUACAAGCUUUCUUCACGGUUGAUCAAUACACAUUUCCAAGCGAUAGUAUGCAUGUUGUAUUAAAAGGGAUUGACCUGUUAAUUCGUCACAAUAUUCAUUAUGGAUUAUUCGAAUGGCUCGAAAUCUUUAGCAUUGCAAAAAAUUUCGAUCCUCAAUAUAAAUUCAUCAACACAAUAUCUUUUUCUAAUUGCAAUAAUGAAAAAUAUAUAGAAGAUUGUUUUGAAAAGAUUCUGAAAGAUAAAUUUGACGAAUAUCACCGUGCGAAAAUUAUCAAGUGGUUGAUGAGCCAAUGUAACAACGCGAAAUACUUUUCAAUCAUCUGGCGAUCCUCAAAGAAAAGUGACAAGAAACUACGACAAGAUUUGGAAGAUAAUAUUAAAAAAAUGAUAUCUGAAGAUGAACCGGCUAAUUUACAUAAGAAUUUUACCCAGCUUCCUGAUGACAUUAGAGAUAAAGUUUCCGACCUCUUUAAGAAAAGAGUACUUGAUUUAUUAACCAAGGAUCGUCUUGCCAUUUGGGAUGAGCCUAAAUCAAAGUCGAUUUCUAACCUUUUAAAUUCUAAACGUCUGAAUUGGACAAAAAAUGAAUACAUAGCUGUUUUGCGGACGGUAUCAACCUCAAAUGAUGAUCAAUUAUUGAGCGUAUUUCCAUCAUUGCUUAAAAAUUGGAAAGAAAUGUCUAAUGGUAUUGAUUAUCAAAUAACACAAUUGUGCAUUAACUGGUAUAAAAAGCUCAUGAAUAGAAUAGGUCGAACAUCAUCCAAUUCAACGGCCCAUAGGGGAGAAUCCAUAAUUGCAGUUUUGGAGAAUUUGUCAAGAAUCUGUUCAUUAAUAAAUGAACAUUCAAUAUUGGGUGAAUUAAUAGGAUUAACGUUCGGUCAUAUUAGACGUUUUCCAGAAGAAUCAAUUCUUAAUACUGCAUCUAAUGUUGAAAAGUUUAGUUCAGAAGCGGUACAUGUAUUCACAAAAGUGAUUGAAGAAAAAAUUGAUUCAAUGGAAUUAGAUCGCUUUAUACCUUUAUUAAAUAAAAUGCAAGUUAUUUGUGGUUCUACUGGUAAAAGUUUAAAGAUUCCAAAUGACGAGCAAUAUAAAAUAAAAGAAGAAACUUGUCAAACACUUGUAUCAUUCGUCAAUCGAAAUGCUAAAUUACCUCAACUGAAAGAUCAAUGGCUUAAUUAUGAAAAAGAUAAAUACGAACAAGCUCUAGAAAAAAUUAACCACAAAUUAGGUCGCAUAUUUGGAACCCUUCAAAAACAUGAACGGCCAGUGAAAAAUUCCGAAGGACGCGUAAUGUCAGAUAUC